AUGUCUGAAAGAGGUAAAGGCGGUAAAGGACUCCGGGAAAGGGAGGCGCUAAAAAGCGUGCAUCGCAAGGUUCUGCGGGAUGACAUCCAGGGCAUCGCCAAACCCGCCGUAAAUCGUCUCGCUCGCCGCAGUGGAGUCAAGCGUAUCUCUGGUCCUGAUCUACGAGGAGAGACGCCGCGGUGUGCUGAAAGAGUGUUCCUGGAGGCAGCUGAUCCGCGAUGCUGGCGGCCUACACCAGGCACGCCAAGAGAAAGACCGUCACCGCCAUGGACGUCACGUGCUUACGCGCUGAAACGACAGGGACGCAAUUCCUGGCGCGGCUUCGGAGGAUAA
This is a messenger RNA of Cyprinus carpio (common carp), 333 nucleotides long. Its product is annotated as histone H4-like. The record is from RefSeq and is a predicted model, not a curated record. The transcript has a single exon. Bases 1 to 333 code for a protein of 110 amino acids. NCBI's taxonomy places the organism in Eukaryota, Metazoa, Chordata, Actinopteri, Cypriniformes, Cyprinidae.